Striga asiatica is the source of this 1749-nucleotide messenger RNA. The record is from the annotation of a GenBank genome assembly. NCBI's taxonomy places the organism in Eukaryota, Viridiplantae, Streptophyta, Magnoliopsida, Lamiales, Orobanchaceae.
AUGGCGUCGCUUGCUCUCUCGUGGUCCACCACCACACCAUCCGUCAAGCCAUCUCCGCUGCCACCUCAUUUCCCGACCAAAACCGCCACUCGAGCCCGUCCCCUCACCAUCUCAUGCAAAGCCGCUGACGACGACACCGAGACCUCUUCCGACCUAGCAAAACUCGACCGACGAAACCUACUCCUCGGAGCCGGUGGCCUAUCCGGUGCUGCUGCGGCCCACAUUCUCUCCCGCGGUCCCCCGGCCCUGGCCACUCCCAUCACAUCCCCCGACCUCUCCAAAUGCUCCACCGGCACCAACCUCAACACCCAACAGCCCCUCGACAUAAGCUGCUGCCUCCCCAAUUCCUUUGACGUCUCCGACUACAAGCUCCCGUCCGUCACCAAAAUGCGCGUCCGACCCGCGGCCCACCUUGCCGGGAAGGACUACUUCGCAAAGUACGAAAAAGCCCUUUCCCUCAUGAAGUCUUUACCGGACGACGACCCGCGGAGCUUCACGCAGCAGGCCAACAUCCACUGCGCCUACUGCAACCUCAUCUACCCUCAGACGGGCGGCGCCCCAGACUCGAAGCUCCAGAUCCACAACUGCUGGCACUUCUACCCCUGGCACAGAUGGUACCUUUAUUUCUACGAGAGGAUCCUCGGGAAAUUGAUCGAUGACCCGACGUUCGCCAUCCCGUUCUGGAACUGGGACCACCCUGACGGCAUGAUCAUGCCGGAGGAAUUCGCGCGCAGAGGCUCCCCUCUCUUCGACGCACGCCGCAACCAGAAACACCUGCCGCCUGCGCUGGCUGACCUGGCGUACUCCGCCAGGUCAGCCACGAGGCCGGACAGGAUCGUCUCCAACAACCUCACCGUCAUGUACACCGAGAUGGUGCGCAACGUCUCGCGGCUCGAGGACUUCUACGGAGCGAGGUACGCGGUGGGGACCGCGCCGGACCCUGGCCCCGGGACCGUGGAGCGCGGGUCCCACGCGUCGAUGCACUCGUGGGUCGGGGAGGACACGCCGACGGGGGAGGACAUGGGGAACUUCUACUCCACGGGUCGCGAGCCGCUCUUCUACAGUCACCACGCCAACAUCGACCGACUCUGGUCUGUGUGGCGUGGCCUGCCGAAGAAGCCUGGGAAGUCCUCGAGGGACUUCCCGGACGAACCCGACUGGCUCAGGGCCGACUAUCUUUUCUACGACGAGGAGGGGCGGCUCGUGCGCGUGACCAAUGCCGACACGCUGGAGACUGAGCGGAUGGGUUACGUGUACCAGGACGUGGCCCUCCCGUGGCUGAAGAACAGGCCGAGGCCGCGCAACAAGAAGUCGAAGGCGGCGGCGGCCACCGGAGCUCCGGCGGCGGCGGCGGCGGGGGUUUUUCCGAUGAGGCUCGACAAGGUGGUGAAGGUGCUGGUGGGCAGGCCGAAGAGGUCGAGGAGCAAGAAGGAGAAGGAGGAGGAGGAAGAGCUGCUGGUGAUAGAGGGGAUUGAGGUGGACACGGCCAGGUUCGUGAAGUUUGAUGUUUUCGUGAACGACGAGGAUGACAAGCCGGACGAGCUGGACAAGGCGGAGUACGCGGGGUGUUACGCUCAGGUCCCACACAAGAACUCGAUGAAGGUUAAGAGUAAGAUUAGGCUGGGGUUGACGGAGCUGCUGGAGGAUUUGGAAGUGGAGGGUGACGACAAAAUAUUGGUGACGUUGGUGCCCAAGGCAGGGGGUGAGGACAUCACCAUUGGCGGUAUCAAAAUAAUAUAUGCCUCCUAA